This is a messenger RNA of Dracunculus medinensis (Guinea worm), 324 nucleotides long. NCBI's taxonomy places the organism in Eukaryota, Metazoa, Nematoda, Chromadorea, Rhabditida, Dracunculidae. The record is from the annotation of a GenBank genome assembly.
AUGGAGGAUGAAUGGUCGUCGCCUAUUAUUAUAAAAGAUGAAUAUCUUGUAUCGGCUUUCCCUUACAAUACUUCUUUACAAGAACAUUGCCUUCAGGAAAAUAUGGCAAUAAAUUUUCAAUUUAAUAGUGGUCAUAUUCCUAUUGUUAGUGAUAAUGAUGAUAGUGAUGAUUCGCGACAAACAAGAAAUCAUCUUGAUACUGAUAACGAAUAUCGUAUGAUGAUUGCUGAUAGCUUUGAUUUAUCAGGAAUUAAUUGUCUUGCAACACUUAAUGACGAUAUCGAAAAUUACUAUGUCGCUGGUUUGUCGUUUAUCCAUUCUUAA